CUGGAUGGGAGGUGAGUAGCGCCGCUCCCUCCGCGAAACUCUCUGGUGCCGGGCCCGGGAGCAGCAGCGCGAGCCGCUCUGCCCAGGCCCAGCCAUGGAGGUGAAGGCAGAAGUGUCCCGGCUGGAGUACAUUGCUGUCUCGCUGAAGUGUGAGGCAGAGGAACCAGUGCCAAUUGCAGCCUGUGCCCAGCUCUGUGCCCCCAUGGGUGACCUCGCCCCCGGGGUCAAGCUGGAGGAGGCUGACAAGGAGCCUCUAGACGGAGGGGGAGCACCAGCAGAGGCAGGGCCUGGUAGGGCCUGGCAGCAGGAGUACUUAGUGGGAGACUGCCCGGGGCGCGGCGGGACCGUGUGCAUGGUCUGUGGCACCUUCCUGGGUACCUGUGGGCCAAGUGCUGCCCGGGAGCAUGUUCUGCAGCACCACGCCCACUCGCUGGGCCUCAGCCCGGAGGAGAAGCACAACAUUCUGGAGGCCUGGAGCCAGGGGGGCAACCUGCCCGAGGGGGCACCCCCACCCUGCACCCCAGGUCAGUACCAUGGGGCCAAGGAACCAGCCGAGAUCGAGGUUCUAAUUGAUCCAGAGGAGCAGACGGUGACCCGGAAACGGGGGCAGCCCAGAGGGCGCCCUGCCCCUCGCCCAGAUGCUAGGGCCCUGGAGCCCGGGCAGCGCCCACGGGGCCAGAGGAGACGACAGAGCGUGAGGCCUGUGGAGGGCAUGGCGCUACCAGCCAGGGAGCGUAGGAGCAAGCAGCUGAGUGAGGGACAGGACAGGGGCACCGUGAGUCCAGGGACAACAUCCCCCUCAGAGGAGGCUGCCCCAAGCUCAGCACCCCCCGAAAUCCGCCUCUUCACUGACGGUUCUUUCCCAGCCGGAUUCACGCUCAGGCUGUACUGCAGACCCCAGUCAGCUUCUGGAGGGAGAGAAAUCAGGAAGAAUCCAAGCAUCCAGGAACAGAAGAGCCCAGGGGACAGGGGAAAAACCCAGGCACUGGGGAAGAGACAGAAGCAGCUGGGCAAAGCAGGGACCGUGAGACGGAGCGCAGGGAACCCAGUUGGCAACGGCCCCAUCUCUGCGCUGCCCAGCCAGGAUCUGGACCCAGGUGUCCCCCGCCUCCGCCGCAAGGGCUGCUCUCACCAUGGCAUCACCCGGCGCCUCCGGCUGAGCCCUAGCACUGUCCGCUGCACGCUGCAGAGCUGGCAGACGCAGGGCAAGGCCCCAGCAGCCCCCUCCCCACCCCAGGCCAGGCCCUUUGACCCGGCAUGGCGCGCCGACUUCCUGAUGGACUACGACGCUGGUGCCGGCACCAUGGUGUGCAUGGUCUGCGAGUACUCCCUGCUGCCUAUUCGACUAGGCACCGUCAUGCGCCACAUCCGCCAGUGCCAUGCCGAGACCCUGCACUUGCCUCGGGGGGUGCGCCGGGCCAUCCGUGAGGUGUGGGAGACCCGGGGACCCGUCCCCACUCCACCCCAGCACGGGGCGCUGAAGGGGGAAUAGCGACCCAGGGACCUGCCCCUGCUUCACCCCAGCACAGGGCGCUGAAGGGGGAAUAGCGACCCAGGGACCUGCCCCUGCUCCACCCUAGCACUGGGCACUGCAGGGGAAGGAGUGAGACUGAGGGGGGAAUGGGGACCUGGCCUCGCUCCACCCCAGCAUGGGGCGCUGCAAGGGAAGGAGUGAGGCUGAGGGGGGAAUGGGGACCUCUCCCAGUUCCACCCCAGCACGGGGCGCUGCAAGGGAAGGAGUGAGGAUGAUGGGGAAUGGGGACCUCUCCCUGUUCCACCCCAGCACGGGGCGCUGAAGGGGGAAUAGCGACCCAGGGAUCUGCCCCUGCUCCACCCCAGCACGGGGCGCUGAAGGGGGAAUAGCGACCCAGGGAUCUGCCCCUGCUCCACCCCAGCACAGGGCGCUGAAGGGGGAAUAGCGACCCAGGGACCUGCCCCUGUUCCACCCCAGCACGGGGCGCUGCAAGGGAAGGAGUGAGGAUGAUGGGGAAUGGGGACCUCUCCCUGUUCCACCCCAGCACGGGGCGCUGAAGGGGGAAUAGCGACCCAGGGACCUGCCCCUGUUCCACCCCAGCACGGGGCGCUGCAAGGGAAGGAGUGAGGAUGAGGGGGAAUGGGGACCUCUCCCUGUUCCACCCCAGCACGGGGCGCUGCAAGGGAAGGAGUGAGGAUGAUGGGGAAUGGGGACCUCUCCCUGUUCCACCCCAGCACGGGGCGCUGCAAGGGAAGGAGUGAGGAUGAGGGGGAAUGGGGACCUCUCCCUGUUCCACCCCAGCACGGGGCGCUGCAAGGGAAGGAGUGAGGCUGAGGGGGGAAUGGGGACCUCUCCCUGUUCCACCCCAGCACGGGGCGCUGCAAGGGAAGGAGUGAGGAUGAUGGGGAAUGGGGACCUCUCCCUGUUCCACCCCAGCACGGGGCGCUGCAAGGGAAGGAGUGAGGAUGAGGGGGAAUGGGGACCUCUCCCUGUUCCACCCCAGCACGGGGCGCUGCAAGGGAAGGAGUGAGGAUGAUGGGGAAUGGGGACCUCUCCCUGUUCCACCCCAGCACGGGGCGCUGCAGGGGAAGGAGUGAGGAUGAGGGGGAAUGGGGACCUCUCCCUGUUCCACCCCAGCACGGGGCGCUGCAAGGGAAGAAGUGAGGCUGAUGGGGGAAUGGAGACCUCUCCCAGUUCCACCCCAGCACAGGGUGCUGCAAGGGAAGGAGUGAGGCUGAGGGGGGAAUGGAGACCUGGCUCCGCUCCGCUCCACUCCAGCAUGGGGCGCUGCAAGGGAAGGAGUGAGGCUGAUGGGGGAAUGGGGACCUGUCCCUGCUCCACCCCAGCACAGGGAAGGCUGCCUAUAUACUGGUGGAGGUGACCUGCGGAGGGGCAGGAGCAUCUUGGGGGGUGAGGUAGGACACUCUCGAUCAACCCAGCUAUACAGGGAUACUGAGACACACCCCCAGCCCUCCCCACUAUAGGUGUCCCCCAAUCCCCCAUGGCCUUUGAUCUCUGCCUCCUUUGUCCAGCAUUCUCCCUCCUCUGCCUGGGGGGGAUCCACGCCUCCUUGCCCCCUGGCACUGUUCUCCUUGACGUACCUGUCCUUGUGCCCCUGCCAGUGGAGGCAGGGAGUGCUGGGGCAGUGCCAACUGGCCCUCCCCAAGCUGCAUUGUAGCCCAGGCAGGGGUGGGAUGAAUGCCCCCUGCAGUUAUCCAGAGCAGCCAUGUGAGGGCACCCCCACAGAAUGUAAAUAGAGCCAGGAGCAAUAAAUUAUUUUUGAUGAA
Molecule: messenger RNA, 3261 nt
Organism: Gopherus evgoodei (Goodes thornscrub tortoise)
Lineage: Eukaryota; Metazoa; Chordata; Testudines; Testudinidae
Gene: SPINDOC
Product: spindlin interactor and repressor of chromatin binding
Exons: 8
Coding region: 95-1492 (465 amino acids)
Biological process (GO): negative regulation of DNA-templated transcription
Source: RefSeq, a predicted model, not a curated record